Silurus meridionalis is the source of this 1880-nucleotide messenger RNA. RefSeq names its product major facilitator superfamily domain-containing protein 12-like. Gene Ontology annotation, biological process: carbohydrate transport. Gene Ontology annotation, molecular function: symporter activity. The record is from RefSeq and is a predicted model, not a curated record. Bases 171 to 1682 code for a protein of 503 amino acids. Gene Ontology annotation, cellular component: membrane. NCBI's taxonomy places the organism in Eukaryota, Metazoa, Chordata, Actinopteri, Siluriformes, Siluridae. The transcript has 11 exons.
GUCAGCUGACUUGUGACUCAUGUGACUUCAUAAGAAGCCGGGCGGAAAGACUCGGGAUUUCAUUUGCUCCAGAUGAAGUCACACGGUGGAUGAAGAAGAUGUUACGGAGUAUAGCGAGUGUAAUAAAUCCCUGUCCCGUGAGUUAAUCCUACCCUACUGCUGUGUCGGUCAUGGCGGACUCUCUGAGGCUGCUCCAGCGGUUCAGUUAUGCAGUCGGACAUUUCUUAAACGAUCUGUGCGCCUCCAUGUGGUUCACCUACCUGCUGGUGUAUUAUCACUCGGUUCUGGGCUUUCAGAACUCUUAUGCAGGUGUAUUAUUGCUCGUGGGGCAGAUAGCGGACGGAGUGUGCACGCCUCUGAUCGGAUACGAAUCGGACCGGACCGCAGGAUGCCGCAAUUAUGGCAAGAGGAAAACCUGGCAUAUGGUCGGGACGAUCAGUGUGGUGAUCUCUUUUCCCUUCAUCUUUAAUCAGUGUAUAGGCUGUAGUGAAUACACUCCACAAUGGGCCAGGCUCAUCUACUUUAUCCCCUUCAUCAUCAUCUUCCAGUUCGGCUGGGCUGCGACCCAAAUCUCCCACCUGUCCCUCAUCCCCGAGCUGGUCACUUCCGAGUCAGCCAAAGUGGAGCUCACAGCGUACAGAUAUGCUUUUACCGUGAUCGCCAACAUCACAGUGUAUGCCGUGGCAUGGAUUCUUUUUCAUUUCCAGUCUAACGAAGAUCCAUCCAGCAUCGAUAACCUCGGCCCCGUCGACGUCCCUGUUUUCAGAAACCUGAGUCUGAUCGUGUGGGCGAUCGGAAUCUUGUUCUCUUUGCUCUUCCACCUGGGCACGCAGGAGUCGAAGGCCAAAGGUAAUCAGAAUGAGGAGGAAGGAGAAGAUAAUGGAGAGCGGACACCUCUCCUCACCCGAUCUGCACCGAAUUCUCCUUCUGUGGCUCUGCAGUGGAGACACUGGCUGAAAGAGUGGUCCUUCUACCAGGUUGCAGUUCUCUACAUGUGCACAAGGCUGAUAGUGAACCUGUCACAGACCUACAUUUCCAUGUACCUCACCAACACACUGCUCCUGCCAAAGAAGUACAUCGCCACAAUCCCCUUAGUAAUGUACCUCAGCGGAUUUGUCGCGUCUUUCAUCAUGAAACCCUUCAACAAGCUGAUAGGGAAAAGUAUGGUGUACUUCAUGGGUCUGAUUCUGAUCCUGAUCUUCUCAUACUGGGCUCUGGUGGACACCCAUAUGGGAGAGGGUGUGUAUGGAGCUGCAGUGCUGCUGGGCGCGGGAUCAGCCACCAUUCUCGUCAUGUCUCUGUCCAUGACUGCCGAUCUCAUCGCAGAUCAAACUCAAAGUGGAGCGUUCGUUUACGGAGCCAUGAGCUUCACUGACAAAGUUGCAAAUGGCGUGGGAGUCAUAAUCAUCCAGACACUGCACCCGUGUCACACUCAGGGUUGUUGUCCUGCAUGUGUGUGGUAUUAUCACUAUGUGAUGGUGAUCGUUACGGGCGGAGUCGCCGUCGUAGCAGCUCUCAGUCUCUGCACCAUUCUCAUCUGGCCAAUCAGGAUCCGGCAUUUGGCAGUGGAGCAGCAGGUAAAUGGGUCUGCAAACAGCCCCCCUAAGGGUCUCCGUGUUAUGCCCGGUCUGCUUUCAGACGGAACAGAUUCAGAAAGCAGCGAGCCGACUCUGGUUAACUGAAUGGUCCUGAGUUGUGAGUGUGUAAAUCUGCACAAACUGAACUGCUACAGUAUGUGGUCCAGAGUGCUGCCAUUCCAGUCCUGUUUAUCCACUUAUUUAUGAAUGAAUCCUAUAGGUGUUUUUAUUCUGCAUCUGUGCUGCACUAAAGGAUACAGACCAGAACAUAAGCAUAGAAACACUAAAGCAUAUUUUACCAUG